AUGAGAUGGCUCAGUGGUCAGCGCGCGAAUUUACUGACCAGAAGAUCCGUGGCUCUAACCCUAUCUCUGUCUCUUGGCUUCUCCUGUGUAGGCUUGGGCAACCUGGCAGUAUCUCAGCCUUCGUGCUUCAUUCGGAUGGCAGGGCAGCUAGGCCUCAAAAUGAUGUGCCAUCGGUUCCAGUCUAUUCUGAAUGAAUCGGUAAAUGGUCCGUGGUUCGAAUCCGACCUCCGCCACUCGACUUCCCUGUCUAGGUUUGGGCAACCUGGCAGUAUCCCAGUCCUCGUGCUUCCUUCGGGUGGCAUGGCAGCUAGGCACCGGAAGGGUGCUGCAGCUGAACGAUUUCUUUUUCUUUUCUUUCGCCGAAAAUAA
Messenger RNA from Opisthorchis viverrini, 369 nucleotides. RefSeq lists its product as hypothetical. The transcript has 2 exons. The record is from RefSeq and is a predicted model, not a curated record. NCBI's taxonomy places the organism in Eukaryota, Metazoa, Platyhelminthes, Trematoda, Opisthorchiida, Opisthorchiidae. Bases 1 to 369 code for a protein of 122 amino acids.